Molecule: messenger RNA, 1227 nt
Organism: Notodromas monacha
Lineage: Eukaryota; Metazoa; Arthropoda; Ostracoda; Podocopida; Cyprididae
Source: the annotation of a GenBank genome assembly
GCAAUCAACGAUGAAAUAGCCCUGCAAUUGUCACGGAUCGGGUCUCGAAACUUGGGUCGUGAUGACAGAGUUGUUUCUGAUCACGGUUGCGAAGCACGGUAUCCGUACUUGGACGAAAAAGUCGUCAAGUUUCUGUGUUCGGUACCCGUUUGGUUCAAGUUGUUGCCGGAUUCUCCUCUCGGGAUCGGUGACAAAAUCAUUUUGCGUUAUCUUGCAUCUGAAUUGCUGUGGUUGCGGGGUACUGCUUGGGAACCCAAACGGGCGUGUCAGUUUGGGUCGCGAAUAGCCAAGCUUGAAAACGCCAAGGAGAAGGGCGAUCAUCGUUCAGUCGCCAAACAUCACCUGUUGCUUGAUGCCCAUCAUCCAAAAAUUCGGAAGGUGUCCGACGGCAGCCAAAUCGACAAUGCCUUGAACAGCUCGAUAGUUUUGGUACAGGAUCGCCUCGAUGUUCCUGUUCCAAUACAGCUGGAAGAUUAUAGGCUCUCGGUCCAUGCCGUGAAGCUCAAACGAAGGGUUCAAAUGUAUCAAUGGGCAGAAGUGCCCAGAGACAGGUUGGAUUAUUUGUUGACGCCUUUGGAGGAUGAAUCUGGCGGCGUUGAAGACGCCAUUCUCAUGGCAGAUGACGUGACGUAUUUGAAAGAAUGGAAAGACGAACUUGUAAACUUCACGGGGGAACACGCCGCUGCUCUUCGGGACAUCAUUUCCAAUCCUUCAUUUUUCCCCGUCGAAAACCACGUUUUCGUUGCCCCAGUGGUGAAAGUUGGAGCCUACGUGCUGUCGGAUUAUUUCAAAGAGAAUUACUUCAACUACUUCCGAGAAAUUACUGGGGGCGAGAGACCGACCGAUCCGAACAUCAAGCUUCACGCUGGGCUGUAUUAUCAUUCAACGAACCUCUGGGACCCACAAAUCGGGGAUAUUCGUAUGAGGUUCGCAUUUGCUGGAAAUGGAGGACUCACUCGUGGGAAAGGAACACCGGUGACCGUUAUCGGGCAAUUGAUUGGAACAACGUUGUAUCCAUUUGAAGACGAAAAUGGAAAUCUUUUCGCAAUUUUGCACGAAGAUUGGGACUCGUUGGACGAGAUUAUUCAAAUUGAGAAGACGUCCAGAUCGAGACCGUUUUUGGCCUACCGCCUGCUGGGAUUCGGUGUAUUCAUUUUCGGCACCGUCUGGAUUUUAAUUACUUUGGAUCAUAUGAGUACGUUUGAGCUGCUUGUGUCGCACACUUGA